AUGGAUGUAAACAAUUCAUCAAAGGCAAACCGAUUUGGACCCAGCAUUAUCAUAGGUUUGGCAGAGCAAGCUCAGGUGCUACAAGGUUGCAAGUUCUUCCAUGACAACCUCUUUACCACUUUUUCACUCAUGGAUAAAAUGACAAAAAGAGUAUAUGGGAGCUCUGGAACCAUGAGGCAGAACCGCCUGUUUGAUGUCCCAUUCACACCACCGAAUGCCUUCAUGAAGUUACCCAGGGGAAUCUCUACGGUUCUGUGCCAAGGAAAGAAACUGCUGGUCCGUCGGAAGGACAGUAACAUUGUCACAGUGGCAAAAAACAUGGAUGAAAAAUACACUGAGACUUUUGUCAAGAGAUGGAACAGGCGUCGACGUGCGACAUUUGACAAUUGA
Molecule: messenger RNA, 390 nt
Organism: Xyrichtys novacula (pearly razorfish)
Lineage: Eukaryota; Metazoa; Chordata; Actinopteri; Labriformes; Labridae
Source: the annotation of a GenBank genome assembly